Molecule: messenger RNA, 574 nt
Organism: Gallus gallus (chicken)
Lineage: Eukaryota; Metazoa; Chordata; Aves; Galliformes; Phasianidae
Gene: RNP
Product: renal natriuretic peptide
Exons: 3
Coding region: 59-475 (138 amino acids)
Biological process (GO): cGMP biosynthetic process; negative regulation of systemic arterial blood pressure; receptor guanylyl cyclase signaling pathway
Cellular component (GO): nucleus; extracellular region; cytoplasm
Molecular function (GO): hormone receptor binding; hormone activity
Source: RefSeq, marked validated
GAAAACACGGGGAGAGCAAGGGAUAGGAUAGGAAGAGAAGUAGAGAGAGAAGGAGAGGAUGCAGCUGCUGGCUCUUUGCUGCAGGGCCUCGCUACUGCUGCUCUUCAUGCCGUGGGCUGGUGGUGAAAAUGAUGCGGAGCUGCAGUCCUUGCAGGAGCUCUUGGAGGCUUUGGAGAAGCUCCAGGAGGAGGAAGGGGCACCAGCCCUGGAAGAUGAGCUGGGUGCUGGGGCUGAAACUGGUGGCUCUGAGUGGGAUCUCCCAGGGUUAGAAAGCAGCCUGGUGGGUGCCCUGCUGCCAGCCCCCAGCCCUCCCCAACCGGCAGAGGGGCAGAGCCAUUGGAGGAGCCUCCUCUCCUCCUACGGACGGAGGCACUUCUCCGGCUGCUUUGGGACGAGGAUGGAGAGGAUCGGCGCGCAGACGGGGCUGGGAUGCAACCACUACAAAGCCCGUUUCUGGAGGAGAAGGAGAAGCUGAAACCGGGACUGGCUCUCAAGCACUGGUCUUGUCCCUCUACUGGACAGCCAGCUUCUGGAGAUUGGGGUAUACAGCAAUAAACCUUUUGUACGAAGCCUC